This is a messenger RNA of Myotis davidii, 3009 nucleotides long. It is a transcript of the gene HSP90AA1, whose product is annotated as heat shock protein 90kDa alpha family class A member 1. Gene Ontology annotation, cellular component: cytosol; perinuclear region of cytoplasm; plasma membrane. Bases 142 to 2343 code for a protein of 733 amino acids. Gene Ontology annotation, molecular function: ATP binding; ATP hydrolysis activity; ATP-dependent protein folding chaperone. The record is from RefSeq and is a predicted model, not a curated record. Gene Ontology annotation, biological process: cellular response to heat; protein folding; protein stabilization. Lineage: Eukaryota; Metazoa; Chordata; Mammalia; Chiroptera; Vespertilionidae. The transcript has 10 exons.
UCCUGUCUGCGUGUCCCCCGCAGUCUCGCUUGUCCCUGAAAUGAAGCCCUAAACACACGGGGCGGCCGCGGUUGGGGCCGCAGCGCUGCUGUGGACGUGCUGCUGCGCGCGGUCCCAACGGGCUGCCGGGGUCCUUUGCAGAUGCCGGAGGAAACCCAGACCCACGACCAACCGAUGGAGGAGGAGGAAGUGGAGACGUUCGCCUUCCAGGCAGAAAUUGCCCAGUUGAUGUCACUGAUCAUCAACACUUUCUACUCGAAUAAGGAGAUCUUCCUGAGGGAGCUUAUUUCAAACUCAUCCGAUGCUCUGGACAAGAUCAGAUACGAAAGCUUGACAGAUCCCAGUAAACUAGACUCUGGGAAAGAGCUGCACAUCAAUCUCAUUCCCAACAAGCAAGACCGAACCCUCACUAUUGUGGAUACCGGAAUCGGAAUGACCAAGGCCGAUUUGAUCAAUAACCUGGGUACCAUCGCCAAGUCCGGGACCAAAGCGUUCAUGGAAGCCUUGCAGGCUGGUGCAGAUAUCUCCAUGAUUGGCCAGUUUGGUGUCGGGUUCUAUUCAGCCUAUCUGGUUGCUGAGAAAGUGACUGUGAUCACCAAACACAACGAUGAUGAGCAGUAUGCCUGGGAGUCCUCUGCAGGAGGAUCCUUCACCGUUAGGACUGACGUAGGGGAACCCAUGGGGCGUGGAACAAAGGUUAUUCUGCACCUGAAAGAGGACCAGACGGAGUACUUGGAGGAGAGAAGGAUCAAAGAGAUCGUGAAGAAACACUCUCAAUUUAUUGGCUACCCCAUUACUCUCUUUGUGGAGAAGGAACGUGAUAAAGAAGUCAGUGAUGAUGAGGCCGAAGAAAAGGAAGAGAAAGAGGAAGAGAAGGAAAAAGAAGAAAAGGAGUCCGAAGACAAGCCUGAAAUCGAAGAUGUUGGUUCUGACGAAGAGGAAGAAGAAAAGAAGGAUGGUGACAAGAAGAAGAAAAAGAAGAUCAAGGAGAAGUACAUUGAUCAAGAAGAACUGAACAAAACAAAGCCAAUUUGGACCAGAAAUCCUGAUGACAUUACUAAUGAAGAAUAUGGGGAAUUCUACAAGAGCCUGACCAAUGACUGGGAGGAUCACUUGGCAGUGAAGCAUUUUUCAGUUGAAGGACAGUUGGAAUUCAGAGCCCUUCUUUUUGUCCCAAGACGUGCUCCGUUUGACCUGUUUGAAAACAGAAAGAAAAAGAACAACAUUAAGUUGUAUGUUCGCAGAGUUUUCAUCAUGGAUAACUGUGAGGAGCUGAUCCCUGAAUACCUGAACUUCAUUAGAGGUGUGGUGGACUCUGAGGAUCUCCCUCUAAAUAUUUCCCGGGAGAUGUUGCAACAAAGCAAAAUUUUGAAAGUGAUCAGAAAGAAUUUGGUCAAAAAAUGCUUAGAACUCUUCACUGAACUGGCAGAAGAUAAGGAGAACUACAAAAAGUUUUAUGAGCAGUUCUCUAAAAAUAUUAAGCUUGGAAUUCAUGAAGAUUCUCAAAACCGGAAGAAGCUCUCUGAGCUCUUAAGAUACUACACAUCUGCUUCUGGUGAUGAGAUGGUCUCCCUCAAGGACUACUGCACAAGAAUGAAGGAGAACCAGAAGCACAUCUACUACAUCACAGGGGAGACCAAGGACCAGGUCGCUAACUCAGCCUUCGUGGAGCGUCUUCGGAAGCACGGCCUAGAAGUGAUCUAUAUGAUCGAGCCUAUUGAUGAGUACUGUGUGCAGCAGCUGAAGGAGUUUGAGGGGAAGACCUUAGUGUCAGUCACCAAAGAGGGCUUGGAACUUCCAGAAGAUGAAGAAGAGAAAAAGAAGCAGGAAGAGAAAAAAACCAAGUUUGAAAACCUGUGCAAAAUCAUGAAAGACAUCUUGGAGAAAAAAGUAGAAAAGGUGGUCGUAUCAAACCGAUUGGUGACAUCCCCAUGCUGCAUUGUCACAAGCACAUAUGGCUGGACAGCAAACAUGGAGAGAAUCAUGAAGGCUCAGGCCCUGAGAGACAACUCAACAAUGGGUUACAUGGCAGCAAAGAAACACCUGGAGAUAAACCCAGACCAUUCCAUCAUCGAGACCUUAAGGCAGAAGGCGGAGGCAGACAAGAAUGACAAGUCUGUGAAGGAUCUGGUCAUCCUGCUCUAUGAGACCGCACUCCUGUCCUCUGGCUUCAGUCUGGAAGACCCCCAGACACACGCUAACAGGAUCUACAGGAUGAUCAAACUUGGUCUUGGUAUCGAUGAAGAUGACCCCACUGCUGACGAGAGCACUGCUGCUGUGACCGAAGAGAUGCCGCCCCUGGAAGGAGACGAUGACACCUCCCGCAUGGAGGAAGUAGACUAAGCUCCCCUGCAGGACACCUGCACACGUGUUCAGUUCUUUACCUUCAUUCCCUUGGAUAAUAUAUUUUCAAGGACUUUUUUCUUUAUUUUUGUUAACAUUUUAAAAAUAUGUAUGGCAUGGCAACUACUUAAAGGGAAGACCGGGUUCCUUUCCCCUCUACGUGUGAGACUGUGAUACUUCAGGCACUGAAGCCGGGCUUGUUUUCUUUCCUAGUUCCAUGUUGGCCUGUUAACAGAAUGGGUUUAUCUUUGUUGUAAGAUACGUGUAGCCUAAUGUUCAUUAGCUUUGUGGUCUGAAGUGUUUCUCUCAAGCAGGUUCCUAAGUAGACCAAAUCUUUGUUGCUCAAGUGUUCUGAGAUGCGUGGUUAAAACAACCUUCAUCCCCUAAGAUCUACUUUUUCAGCCUGACAUCCCCUGUAGUUAACUGCAUGUACUAGUACGGCCUCUAGAAGUUAGUAUGCUAAGCUGACCAACAGGAUGGUAGUAACUGUCCAUAGGGUUUGUCUCUAAAGGAUUGUGUAGCAUAGCAGAAAUAUAAGCUACCUAGGCAUAUGUUGUAAAGCCGUUUGAAAGUAACUCAGAGCAAGUUUUGUGAAUAGAAGUGCAGUGCUCUCGUCACAUUCUGCUUUAAAAGGUUAUGGCAAAUACAAAUUAAAAAGAAAAGUUA